AUGGUCUGGUCAUAUCUUCUUAGAAAAACCGAACGUUGGGUUCUCAAGCGAUUCCAUGGACAUGAGCAUAUUCGCCAGUUGGUGGACGGGAUCGAGGAGCCUGCAGCACUGGUCCUCAAACGCAUGGGUGAUACCGCUCUGGAAGCAUCAAAGUUGAAGAAUCGGGAGAGUCUAGACUUGGGAUUUGUGGCAAAUGGGAUCACCAAUGCUCUUCACGAGGCCGGCAUCGUCCAUACGGAUAUUUCUGAAGCCGCUCCUUGUUCUCUCCAAAGCCGAAGCGCUAACGCAUUUCAAAAUAUCUUACACUUGUCCUGGGUGACUGUGGUGAUGCCUUUUGGGUGGAUAUCAAAGCCUAUUCUAAGGAUAUGGCAAGGGAAGACGGCCAUGUGA
Molecule: messenger RNA, 390 nt
Organism: Rhinocladiella mackenziei CBS 650.93
Lineage: Eukaryota; Fungi; Ascomycota; Eurotiomycetes; Chaetothyriales; Herpotrichiellaceae
Exons: 1
Coding region: 1-390 (129 amino acids)
Source: RefSeq, a predicted model, not a curated record